AACCGGGCCAAGCACCGGCCACGGCGACAACGACGACGACGACGAGGAGCGGGGAAAGGAGCGACUAGCCUACGUUGCUCUCUUGCUUCUCAAUCAACACCCACACGAGAAGGCCACGCAGCCGCACUUAGCAAGUACGCACGCGAGCAGACGCGAUCGAUACCAUCGGAUCCCUCAGAACUUUCAGUCUCUGCAGCUCCUCCUCUGCUCUCAUCUUCACCUCCACCCACGUCGGCCCCUCAAUACCUCGAAUCGGGGGACUUCGCCGUCAAUCUAUGUCCCGCAACGCAAAAGCCUUCCUAGUCGGCUCCACGCUCGUAUCUGGCCUAACAGUUUGGGGUGUCCAUUUCAUGCAGAUCAAGGAGAGAGAGACAAUGUACAAAGGAGUAGAACGUGACGAGGCUCGCCAGGCCGCCAAGAAAGCCCAGCGUCAACGCGAAGCCGAUCUCCUCGCCAAUCAAGAGCGUGAAGCCCAGUUUCAGCAGAUGCAGCCUACUCGCAACUACUCACAGGCCUCCUCCACCAUUGCUGCACACUCGGUCAUCGAGGAGGGCAAGGGCUUCGUGGACAAUUUGGUGCACAAGGCUCAAAGUGGCGUCGGUGCAGCUGGAGGAGCUGUUGGGGGUAGGGAGGCAGAGGAUCGCGCCUAUAUUACCGGGAGGUGGGCCAUGAAUGGUUUGCAAGUGGGUGCUGUAGCUGCAACUCCGCUCUACUUGAUCAACUCGCUGAGGAAGGGAACCUUCACUUUUAAGAGACUGGUACGAGCUAACUGGACCACGCCCCUCCUCUCAUCCGUCGGUGGUGCCGUAGCCGGCGCAGGCUACUCUGCCACGCUUCCUGCGGCUCGCUCAUCAAGCACCUCGGCGCAAUACCGUCAGGACGCUGCAGCCGUGCGCCGAGAUGACGUCUACCUGAUCGGGGGUGUCCUGGGCGCCUUGCUCACACCAGCCAUCCUGUUGCGCCCAGCGGGGCUGAUCAAUGGUGUGCUUGGUGGCGGCCUCGGCCUUGGUGGCGCCGGUGGAAUGAUCUGGGAUGCGGCGCGUGGUGGAGUGAAGGAUGUGGUCGGGAAGGAUGCGGAGAAGGAGGUUGAGCAGGCUGCGGGGAGCGUGCUGGGCAAGGUCAAGGCACUGGGCAAGGAGGCCCAGGGUGCGGUGGAGGGCAAGUAGAGGGAAGGAUGAUUCAUAGAGAAAUGUGGUAGCGACAGCGG
Molecule: messenger RNA, 1207 nt
Organism: Jaminaea rosea
Lineage: Eukaryota; Fungi; Basidiomycota; Exobasidiomycetes; Microstromatales
Exons: 3
Coding region: 276-1166 (296 amino acids)
Biological process (GO): mitochondrial respiratory chain complex IV assembly
Cellular component (GO): mitochondrion
Source: RefSeq, a predicted model, not a curated record